This is a messenger RNA of Chenopodium quinoa (quinoa), 2606 nucleotides long. RefSeq lists its product as uncharacterized. The coding region runs from base 984 to 1730 and encodes 248 amino acids. Lineage: Eukaryota; Viridiplantae; Streptophyta; Magnoliopsida; Caryophyllales; Amaranthaceae. The transcript is spliced from 3 exons. The record is from RefSeq and is a predicted model, not a curated record.
AAUUACAGUACAUGGCCAGUGGUUUUAAUUCCUUACAAUCUUCCACCAUGGUUCUGCAUGAAGUCAUCAUCUUUCAUUUUGUCCUUGAUUAUUCCCGGUAAAUAUGGUCCUGGUAUUGAUAUUGAUGUAUACUUGCAACCAUUAAUACAUGACUUGAAAUUGUUGUGGAAAGGUGUAAAUGCUUUUGAUGCUUACAGUGGAAAAUCUUUUAACAUGCGAGCGGCCUUACACUCCACAAUAAAUGACUUCCCUGCAUAUGCUAUGUUGUCGGGACGGAGUACCAAAGGUUAUAAAGCUUGCCCUUCUUGUGCUGAUUCCACUAAUUCAUAUAGAUUUGGUGGUAAAAUUGUCUUCCCUGGACAUCGAAAAUGGUUGCCAAUUGAUCAUCCUUAUCGUUCUGAAGCUCAAUUAUUUGAUGGGAAAGAAGAGUACGGUCUUGCUCCAAUCCCUUUAAGUGGGACCGAUGUUUUGAAGCAGCAAGAAAAGGUUAAGUAUGUUUACGGAACCUCGAAAAAAGCUUCUAACAAAAGGAAAAAUAGAGGAACAACAGAUAUUGAUGAUGAUUAUCAAGCUGAUGCCGAUGAUGUUAUAUGGCGUAAGCAAAGUGCAUUUUUUGAAUUGGAAUAUUGGGAACAUAAUCUUCUUUGACAUAAUUUAGAUGUAAUGCACAUUGAGAAGAAUGUGUGUGACAAUCUAUUAGGAACUCUAUUAGAUAUGGAUAAAAGUAUAGAUGAUCCAGAAGCUAGAAAGGCUCUUGAGAAGAAAAACAUUAAACCUCAUCUUUGGCUUCAAUCUCAUCCUAAUCAGGCUAAAAAAUAUAUGCCUCCAGCUGCAUACACCAUGUCUAAUGAAGAGAAGGAACGAUUUCUAAGAGUGUUAAAAGACAUAAAGUUCCUGAUGGAUAUGGGUCUAAUUUACAGAGAUGUGUCCAUUUGAAGCAGCGAAAACUUAUUAAUUUGAAAAGCCAUGACAUCCAUAUCCUUAUGCAAGAUAUCCUUCCAGUUGCUUUAAGAGCAUCAAAUGCCACAAAAGCCAUUGACUUGCUUGAGGAGUUGUCGUACUUUUUCAAGAAGAUAUGUUCACCCGCUAUUGACAUUGAAGAACUAGGUUCCAUUCAAAACAAGCUUGUGUUAACUCUUUGUAAAAUGGAGAUAGAGUUUCUACCAACAUUUUUCACCAUCAUGGUUCAUUUGCUCAUUCAUCUAGUGGAUGAGGUAAAACUCGGCGGACCAGUUCAUUAUAGAUGGAUGUAUCCCAUUGAAAGGUAUUUAGCCUUUUUGAAAUCUCAUGUAAGCAAUAAAGCACAACCUGAAGGAUCUAUAGCAGAAGGGUACCUUUUAUGGGAAACAAUUACAUUUUGCUCAAGAUAUUUAGAAAGUGUUGAAACGAUAUUUAGCAGACCGAAAAGGAAUGAGGAUGGUGUUCCAAACUUUUAUACUUAUUUAUACAAUUCUGGUGGUCGUGUACUUGGAAAGAAAGAUAAUGUUCGUCUUGAUGACGAAAGUUUAAAGCAAGCGCAUCGCUAUGUUUUGCUUCAUUCAGAUGAGAUAAAGCCAGUGCUUGAUGAGUUCAUAGAACAAAAAUGGCAACAAGAGAAUCAAGUCGGAAGAAGGCAGUUGAAUAAGAGUAUUGAAAGCCAGUGGAUAAUCAAUGAGUUCGUUGAUUGGUUGCAAAACCAGGUUAUAUGCUUUAAAACGGGGAAAAUUUAUCUUAUUUAUUUUUAUAACUAAUCUAUGUGUAACUUUUUUUUUUGAAUUAUAGGUCAAUAAUCUAGAUGAUAGCACAACAGAAGGAAAAAUGAGAAAGUCCUUAGCCGGUGGUUUAAGUAACCGGGUAAAAAGGAUGAAAAGUGUGGUGAUCAAUGGUUACAAAUUUGAUACUAUGGAUCGUGAGAGAUUCCGAAAGACACAAAAUUCUGGAAUCAUGGUAGAAGCCGAAGGCCAAGAGUAUUAUGGAAAAAUCAAGGAAAUAUUGGAAUUUGACUAUUAUGGUUCUUUUAAGGGUAUAAUGUUUCGUUGUGAAUGGGUUGAUGUACAGAGGGGUGUUCAAAACAUACCCAAAUGGUGGUGUUUGUGUCAAUUUUUCAAAGUUGAUGCACACUGGUCGAAAUUUACAUGACGAUCCAUUUAUUUUCUCAUCACAAACCAAGCAAGUUCUUUACAUUGAAGAUGAGAUUAAAAAAGGAUGGCUUCAUGUUAUUAAGACUAAGCCUAGGGACUUGUUUGAUAUACCAAGUGAUGAAGAGCUUUUAGAAUAACAUUGUAUUAUUUGAUUCUUUAGUUUACAUGAUACAUUUGAUCAUAUGAGUAUGAUAUUUGCUUUUGGAUUUAUGUUCUAGCCAUACUCGCUUGAUGUGCCCUAGAUCUUAUAAUAGGGACUUAACAAUUAUUACCUUAAUGUUUAAGUUGUCGGGAUUACGAGCUCAGUAAAAUAAGAAGUCAAAAUGACAAUGUAGUAUAACCUUUAUGGUUAGUUUUAUGAUCAUGGCAUGAGCUAUUUAUUACUUAGUAUUAUGUUGUGUGUGAUUUGUGAAAAAGGAAGAGAAUGAACUGUGUGAUGUUGAUAGCCCGUUUUGUUAUCGAAUUACUAAGUUACAUUUUUAAUUU